AUGCCUUCCGGGCCCGCGCUCUGCAGUGCAGCCUCUGCUGGAGACCUCCAGCGCUGCACCGAGCUGCUGGAGGAAGGAGCGGAGGUGAAUGAGGCCGACGUGUUCAAGCAGACUCCGCUGAUCAAUGCCGCCGUAGCCGGCCAUGUGGAGGUGGUGAAGGCCCUGGCGGCCGCACGCGCUGACCUGGCCUGCGCCGACCGCAGCGGGUGGUCGGCGUUGCACUGGGCAGCUUUCCAGGGCAGCUGUGACAUGGUCCGCGUCUGCCUGGCUCUGGGUGCAGACGCCAAGCAAAAGGACCUGAAGGGCAGCACUCCAAGGGAGGUGGCUGACCACGUUUUGCAGGGCCAGGGCGAGGCCAAGUUUGGCGAGGGCCUGCAGGGAGAUCGAGGCACCUGA
Messenger RNA from Symbiodinium necroappetens, 396 nucleotides. The record is from the annotation of a GenBank genome assembly. Lineage: Eukaryota; Dinophyceae; Suessiales; Symbiodiniaceae.